AGAGAGAGAGAGGAUAGAUGUUGCUGCUGCUCUGUGUGAACAAAGAUGUCUGAGAAGAAAUACAACCCACGCGACACCACACUAGAGUUAGUCAGCAGGAAGGACGACUUAGAUCCAUUUUCUUCAGAAGACGGUGAUCUCCGAGCAGUGAUGUCCUGUGGACACGCUGUGUCCCCCGAGUCUCUGACACUGUGGUGCCGCAGUCAGCUGGAUCAGGGGAUUUAUAAGUUCAAAUGCCCUGCAGUGGGAGAGGGAACCAAACCGUGCAAUAAGCUGUGGUCGUAUGAAGAAGUUCGCCGACUGGCCGAUCUGUCUGUGUCGGAGAUGAGUUACUUUGAAGAGAACAUGGCUCGUCUGGCUGCUGCAGACUUCUGUGACAUUCAGCUCUGCCCACAGUGCAAUACGAAUAUGGAGAGAAAGGACCUCUCCAACCUGUGUGUCGAAUGCACCAUAUGCACUGCUGAUAAGAAGACGAAAUACUACUUCUGCUGGCAGUGUCGGAGGAAGUGGAAAGGUCGGGGCCCUCGGUCGGACCGCUGCGACAACGACGGCUGUGCCAACAAGGACCUGGAGCUUCUGCAGAUGUGUCCCACCAUCAGUCUUCCUGCCGUGGAGGGUGUUACCAGCUGCCCGUCAGUCAGGGCCUGCCCGACAUGUGGCAUGAGGGUGGAGCACAACCAACAACACUGUAAGAAUAUUCACUGCCCUCGAUGCCAAGUGACGUUCUGCUAUCUCUGCCUGAAACUAAAGCGUGACUGUAACCAGACCAGUUCACCGUACAAAAUCUGUCUGGGUGGUGUGGUUCCCAGACAGACCUCUAUCCCAGUGUGGGUCAGGAAAUAAAAACGAUAUAAAAAGACUGUGGCAGUCUCUUAAAGGGGACAUAUUAUGAAAAUUCCACUUUUGUAGUGCUUCUACAUGUUAAUUUGGGUAUCAGGCAUGUCUGCAAACCCCCAAAACUCUGGAAAAAAACAACUCCCGCGAUUUGUUGUGGUUCCUCUAUGUCAGAAAUGAUACUCUAGAGUGCGUUAAAUGGGAUUACGAGCGAAAAAAAUACAUCAUAGUCACACAUGCCCAUGCCCAUGUAGGGAGCAUCGCUACAUGGCCUUGGACCACCCCACACCAUCAUCUCACUGGCUCUCAUUAGCUCGCGAGCUAACGUGCUCCUCCGUCUCCCCGGGCUCCACCGGCCGGUUAGCUUGCGUUAGCUCGCGGAGAGGGGGGGCGGGGCACUCAAAACAGGUCAAUCUGAGGAGGGCUGUUUUAGACAGGGUAAAAAGGCUGCUGUUUUAAAUGAUCCUUGUGGUAUUUUGACCAAAAUAUGUUACAGACAUUUCAUUAAGACCCCAAGGAACCAUAUCAACUGUGGUAAAAUGGGCAUACGAUGGGUCCUUUAAAAGUUUCACUCAUUAAGGUUUAGGUGACAGGGAUCUGUUAUAUGAAAUAAUCAUGAUGUGAUGUGUUUCACCUAAAGUGUAUAAAUAGUUGUUUUCUUUACCCUAGAAUGGGCUUUUAUAUUUAAAUCAUUUAUAUUUUUACUUCGGAACCAGAUAAUGUGAUUAUAAAAGCAUUUAAACAGCAGUUUGUACAAUCAUCUUUAAAACAUUGCAGCCUCUUAUUCCUUUGCUUUGUGAUAUUUUACCACAUCAUAAGAGAUAAUGAGAGAUCUACUAGU
This is a messenger RNA of Limanda limanda (common dab), 1675 nucleotides long. RefSeq lists its product as uncharacterized. The transcript has 5 exons. Lineage: Eukaryota; Metazoa; Chordata; Actinopteri; Pleuronectiformes; Pleuronectidae. The record is from RefSeq and is a predicted model, not a curated record. Bases 46 to 843 code for a protein of 265 amino acids.